Jaminaea rosea is the source of this 3825-nucleotide messenger RNA. RefSeq lists its product as hypothetical. The record is from RefSeq and is a predicted model, not a curated record. Lineage: Eukaryota; Fungi; Basidiomycota; Exobasidiomycetes; Microstromatales. The transcript has a single exon. Bases 45 to 3740 code for a protein of 1231 amino acids. Gene Ontology annotation, molecular function: ribosome binding; GTPase activity; GTP binding. Gene Ontology annotation, cellular component: ribonucleoprotein complex; cytosol. Gene Ontology annotation, biological process: cytosolic ribosome assembly.
CGAUCCUUGACUACUUUUCGUACUAUCGCCUCGCCCACUCAGUCAUGUCGGGUCACAAGGGCCUCCUCGCCCUCACCUUGAUGGGUCACGUCGAUCACGGCAAAUCAUCGUACGCAGACUCACUCCUAGCAUCCAAUGGCCUCAUCUCACAGCGGCAGGCGGGAAAGAUUCGCUACCUCGAUUCGAGAGAAGAUGAGCAGCAGAGAGGAAUCACAAUUGAGUCCAGUGGCAUCAGGUUGGGCUUCAAGAUGAAUUCUAGGGAAGGAGAUCAAGUAGUCGCCAAAGAUUGGACACUCAACCUCAUCGAUACACCAGGCCACAUCGACUUCAGCUCAGAAGUCUCAACCAGCUCAAGGCUAGUCGACGGUUGCCUCAUCCUCGUCGACGCACUCGAGGGUGUAUGCACACAAACGAUCAACGUAUUGCGACAAGCAUGGAACGAUCGACUCAAGCCCAUCUUGGUACUCAACAAGCUCGAUCGCCUAGCCGUAGAAGUCAGGAUGUCACCUCAAGAGGCAGAGGCGCAACUGCAGCGAGUACUAGAACAGGCAAAUGCUGCACUCGCAGAGUUCUGGGCAGAGGAAAGGCUGCAAGAUGAGGAGAGGCAGAGAGAAAUUGUAGAGGCAAGAGGCGAAAAAUUCACGCCCCCAUCACAAGAGGACCAACAAGCAGACGACGACCUCUACUUCGACCCACCAAGAGGGAACGUCAUCUUCGCCUCGUCUCUCUAUGGCUUUGCUUUCAGACUCCACUCCUUCUCCCACCUCUACUCCAAGAAGCUUUCACUCCCGGAAGAGAAGUUUCGUUCUUUCCUCUGGGGCGACUGGUUCUUUGACGCCAAAGGGCGGCGUAUGCUCAACCGCAAGCAAGCGACAAAGAUGUGGGGUGAAGGAAGGCUAGGCCCAACUGCUUGUCAGCAGUUCGUCCUCGACAAUGUUUGGCGCGUCUUUGAGAAGACGGUCAUUCAGCGCGAUCAGGAUUCAAUUGAAAAGAUCGCCUCGACCCUCUCCCUGCCGCUCACACCGCGCGAGCUCAAGAACCCGGAUUCUCACGCCCUCCUCACCGCUGUCCUCUCGGCUUGGCUACCACUUGCGCCGUGCACUUUCGCCGCCAUCGUCGACCAAAUUCCGCAGCCAGCCGCAGCUCAGGGGCGACGCAUACCGCGCAUUCUCGACCCAACAGGCGACGUCUGGCCAAGUGAGUCCACGCGCUUCUAUGCAGAUAAGGUCGGCAUGCCAAGGCCAGAGGGACGUACGCCCGUUGAGAGGGAUCUAUUUGCGGCCAGAGGAGAGCGAGAUGCGUGGCGCGUAGCAGUCAUCUCCAAGAUGUUCGCCGUGGCUCGCGAAGAUCUCGCAUCGAAGUCGAAGCAAGGCGAGGCAGCCGAUAAGGCAGGCGCCGAGAGGGAAGAUGUGCGCAACUUGUCCGUAGAAGAGAGGCGGAGACGAGCAAGGGAGGCUAGGGAGAAGCAUGAGGCUGCAAAAGCGGCUGCGACUGGCGCUAGCGAUGCGACGUCAAUCUCUGGCGCGUUGGUCUCUGCGAAUGGUAGCGCCGUCGACCGUGCCAUUCCGGACAUGGCCGCAGCAGAGCCCAUUGAUUCGGUAGCUCUUGAUGCCAACUACUCCGUCUCACGGCCGCGAGCGGCACCUCAAAAUGGCGACAGUGAGUCAAGAUCAGACAGCAAGAAGUCCAGCAACGAUGAAGGUGCAACAGAGGUGCUCCUCGCCUUCGUGCGCGUCCUGUGUGGCUCGCUUACCGUAGCGCCAGACACAGCCUCAUCGCGUUUCUUCCUCGUACUGCCCAAGUAUGAUCCGACUCUACCGCCCACGCACGCCAGUAAUGUCAAGCACAUCAAGCGCGUGCCCAUUGAAGCGCUUUAUGUCAUCAUGGGCAAGGAGCUCGUGGCCGUGGAUCGCGUCGGCGCUGGAGAGGUGUGCGCCGUACAGGGACUGGAAGGCAUCGUAGGCAGGAUGGGAACGCUCGUUGCGAUACCGGAAAGCGAGUCAAAAUCAAACACCGAAGAGGGCGACUGUGCUUGGUUGAAUGGCACCGCGCCGGGACUAGUCAACCUCACUUCGGGCGCCGGCCUCGCUCCUCCCAUUGUACGUGUCGCGCUGGAGCCGGACAACCCCUCAGAUCUUCCCAAGCUCGUGUCUGGUCUACGUCUCCUCAACCAGUCGGACCCGUGUGUUCAGACCCUCCAACAAUCUACGGGAGAACAUGUCAUCGUCGCUGCAGGCGAGCUGCACUUGGAGCGCUGUCUCAAGGACCUGCGGGAACGAUUUGCUCGAUGCGCAAUCAGUGCUUCCAAGCCAUUGGUGCCGUACAGAGAAACGGCGCUCAGGAUUGCCGGAGGCGAGAUGAGGCCACCCGCGCUUGCUGCGGAGGGAGAGCCUCGGGGCACGGUCAAAGUGAGCGUGUGCAAUGGAGCCGUGACUUGCAAAGUAAGGGCCAAGCCUUUGCCAGAGCAGAUCACGAUGUGGCUGGAGGCGAAUGCCAAGUCGGUUCGUGCCUUGGGAGAUGCCAAGGCGGCGGCGGCAGGAGGUGCUACGGAGGAGGACGCCACAACGGUAGCAGCAACGGCGGGCUCCUCAACAGGUGCAAGCUCUGCGGCGGCGAAGGCCCUCUCACCCGAGGCCUUCUUCUCGCAGCUCUCUGCGCUCUUCGUCAAAGCAGGCUCAACCGCCAAGUCGUGGGAUCAAGAAUGGAAGGAGCCUGACCUCGUCGAGCGUAUCUGGGCAUUUGGACCCAGGCGCAUUGGGCCGAAUGUGCUCAUUGGCUUGUCAGAUGAGAGUGCAAGAAGGGGCUUGGUAGCGAGGGCGGCAAGAAGGCGAGACGCGACAUCAGUUGGCGCGAGUCGCAUGGGGAGUGGCUUAGCUACGCCCAAGCUCCCUGACGAUGAGGGCGCCGCUGUUGCCAAAAGUGGCGAAGAGGCAGAGGACCUGGCUGCAGCUCUAGAGCGACAAGCCAAUAUCGGCGACGAAGGAGUAGAUGGCGAGGCCCAAUCAUCCUCGGCCGCAUCCGCCCCAACUUGGACUGCUCAGGACCUCUACGAUUCUCUGGAGUUAGGAUUCCAACUCGCCACUCUCACAGGCCCACUCUGUGGCGAGCCCGUACGUGGCCUAGCCUACUUCCUCUCGGACCUUCAAGUGAAUCAAGACCUCAUCGCCUCGCAACGACUCCGCCUCGCGCAAGUCAGCUCCUCCCUCAUUGCGGCCGUACGCUCUUCGUGCGGAUCAGCUCUGCUAGACUGGAGCCCGCGCCUCAUGCUCGCGACGUACGAGUGCGACGUGGUCACCCCCGCCGAGACGCUUGGCAAAGUGCAUGGUGUACUGGCCAAGCGACGCGGCAAGGUUUUGAAGGAGGAAAUGCGAGAGGCGGGCAGUGCAUUUGGCAACGAUGAAGCUGGCGGGCAUUCAUCUAGCGCAGGUGGGAUGGGCAACUUCGUGAUCACGGCCUCACUUCCCGUCGUAGAGUCAUUUGGAUUUGCAGACGAGAUCCGGACCCGUACCUCUGGGGCGGCCACCCCAUUGUUGGUAUUCAGGGGCUUUGAAGUGUACGAUGAAGACCCGUUCUGGGUGCCAACUACCGAGGAGGAGUUGGAGGACUUGGGUGACAAGGGAGAGAGGGAGAAUAUUGCUAAGCGAUACGUGGAUGCGGUCAGGAGACGAAAGGGGAUGAGGGUCAUGGGAGAUCGACUGGUGGAGGCGGCGGAGAAGCAGAGGACGCUCAAGAGCAAUUGAGAGCAAAUGAUGAGUGCCCUCCGUUGCAUCCUUGUCAAUUCCAGACUGUAGACGGCGCAAAUCAAUUGUGAUGCAUUGCUCUCGU